CGGUGCGAUUGUCUUGUAUGAAGUAAAAGUACAUCAAAGGUGCCUGAGCUCAGAAUGCCAAUCACUACUCGCGUGAUUGUUUUCCCUCUUCCAUGGCAUCUAUCGUCUCAAGAAUAUAAUGAGUCGAACUUUUCUUUCACCUGAUUGAUUCUCACCUCUCAUAAAUUCACGUUUUAAGAUCCUGUCAACCCACUUUCUCCCUACUUUCUCCCUUCCACGUCCGCAACAACAACUUCUUCUCUCUCUCUAUCCCCGCCAUCUCCAUCAUGCCCGACAACCCUAACAGCGGCUCUGGAGACAAGCCCAAUCCAAGGAAGCGCCAUCGUAGCUCAGCCAAUGCCGCUGCGGCCGAGCCUACAAGUCCACCGCAAUCUCGCUCUCAGCCCUCGAAUCCACCAUACGUGCCUCAGUUUCCCCCUCCAGGAUAUGUUCAUCCUAAUUACACCCGUUCGCCCCAAUACAAUGUCAGGGAGGACUCUGCCACACUGAAGGCUCAAAUCUUGGGUUAUUUGAAUCCAUUCACGUCAUACGUAGCAUACAUCUGACAUCUUUCUCUAGCAAAUGCCGUCGCUCUUUAUGGCCGCCAAUACGGUUCUGCCUCAAACUUCGAUGUGGUUAUCGCCCGCGAUAGUAAGUCAAGACCCUCUGCGCAGCAUCCUCGCCGAGUUGGACCGGAACCUUUCUUCCCAGAAGAAAUUUCCGAUUCUCUCGCAUCUCUUUUCCCAUCAUCCUAUUCCAGAAGUCUCGCGUGCUGACUGAGUGAACCGCCAGUGACACAUCCGCCAGGAGAGGUCGCCGAGUACCGCUGUGCCCUCAUCGGGUAUAUCCACCCGAACUCCAAAGCGGUUUGGAGGCUCCUCAGCAAGUCAAACGCCUGUCUUAGCCUCGAGGAUGCCUUGCAUGAGGUGAACAGUUGGCUCCACCGCCAUAUGCAUAAGCUUUUGAGUGAGUUGCUUCUUCUUCUUCUUCUUCUUUCGCCCUUCUGCAUAGAACCAAAGCGCUAAUCAUACCAUCAAGUGGUGACCGAAAUUAACG
Molecule: messenger RNA, 1035 nt
Organism: Aaosphaeria arxii CBS 175.79
Lineage: Eukaryota; Fungi; Ascomycota; Dothideomycetes; Pleosporales
Exons: 1
Coding region: 267-545 (92 amino acids)
Source: RefSeq, a predicted model, not a curated record